Cucumis melo (muskmelon) is the source of this 433-nucleotide messenger RNA. RefSeq names its product pEARLI1-like lipid transfer protein 1. The coding region runs from base 101 to 433 and encodes 110 amino acids. NCBI's taxonomy places the organism in Eukaryota, Viridiplantae, Streptophyta, Magnoliopsida, Cucurbitales, Cucurbitaceae. The transcript has a single exon. The record is from RefSeq and is a predicted model, not a curated record.
CCAAAAACCCCAUCUCCAAUUCUCACACACCCAAAGCUAGCCCUCACUCAAUAAUAAUUUAGCUUUUGGUUUUCAUUGAGUUUUUCAAGACAUCAAACUAAUGGCUUCCAAAGCUAAUACCUCCCUUGUGUUUCUCCUCGCUCUCAAUCUCCUUUUCUUCUCAUUCGUCUCCGCUGACUACGAUAACAAGUGCCCAAUAGACACUCUAAAGCUCGGUGUUUGUGCAAAAUUGCUUGGAGGUGUCGUUGAUGUCGAGAUCGGCAAGACUUCUUGCUGCCCUUUGAUCUCAAAGCUAGUUGAUCUCGAUGCUGCUGUAUGCCUUUGCACUGCUCUUAAAGCCAAUGUAUUGGGAGUGAGACUCAACAUCCCGCUCGACCUCUCUUUGAUUCUCAAACGCUGCAAUUGGCAAAUUGCUAAGGGCUUCAAAUGCUAA